Loxodonta africana (African savanna elephant) is the source of this 1269-nucleotide messenger RNA. RefSeq names its product inorganic pyrophosphatase 1 (gene PPA1). The record is from RefSeq and is a predicted model, not a curated record. Gene Ontology annotation, biological process: phosphate-containing compound metabolic process. The transcript is spliced from 11 exons. Gene Ontology annotation, cellular component: extracellular exosome; cytoplasm. Lineage: Eukaryota; Metazoa; Chordata; Mammalia; Proboscidea; Elephantidae. Gene Ontology annotation, molecular function: inorganic diphosphate phosphatase activity; magnesium ion binding. The coding region runs from base 89 to 958 and encodes 289 amino acids.
GCGGAGGUCUCUACUUGUCAGUCCGAGCCGCGUGCGUCUCUGUGGUCUGUGUCAGCGGCGGCGGCGGCGGCGGCUCGUCUCCGGUACCAUGGACGCCUUCAGCAGAGAGGAGCGCGCCCCGCCCUUCACCCUCGAGUACCGGGUCUUCUUCAAAAACGAAAAAGGACAGUACAUAUCUCCAUUUCAUGAUAUUCCAAUUUAUGCCAAGAAGGAUGUGUUCCACAUGGUAGUUGAAGUACCACGAUGGUCUAAUGCAAAAAUGGAGAUUGCUACAAAGGACCCUUUAAACCCAAUUAAACAAGAUGUGAAAAAAGGAAAACUCCGCUAUGUUGCAAAUUUGUUCCCUUAUAAAGGAUACAUCUGGAACUAUGGUGCCAUCCCUCAGACUUGGGAGGACCCGGGACACAAUGACGGACACACUGGCUGUUGUGGCGACAAUGACCCAAUUGAUGUGUGUGAAAUUGGAAGCAAGGUAUGUGCAAGAGGUGAGAUAAUCAGUGUGAAAGUUUUGGGCAUACUGGCUAUGAUUGACGAAGGGGAAACUGACUGGAAAGUCAUUGCCAUUAAUGUGGAUGACCCUGAUGCAGCCAAUUAUAAUGAUAUUAAUGAUGUCAAACGGCUGAAGCCUGGGUACCUAGAAGCUACUGUGGACUGGUUUAGAAGGUACAAGGUUCCUGAUGGAAAACCAGAGAACCAGUUCGCUUUCAAUGCAGAAUUUAAAGAUAAGGAUUUUGCAAUUGAUAUUAUUAAAAGCACCCAUGACCAUUGGAAAGCACUGAUAACUAAGAAAACCGAUGGAAAAGGAAUCAGUUGCAUGAAUACAACGGUGUCUGAGAGCCCCUUCAAGUGUGACCCCGAUGCUGCCAAAGCCAUUGUGGAUGCUUUACCACCACCUUGUGAAUCUGCCUGCACAAUACCAACAGACGUGGAUAAAUGGUUUCAUCACCAGAAAAACUAGUGAGAUCUCUCUGGAACACAAGCUGAUAGUGCUGCGUUCUUUUCCUCUGGAAGUAUUAGAUGCAAAGGUGGUAGCUUUUCCAAGCUUUAGGUUUAUAAAGCGAAUUCUGCUGUCACCAAUCCUAUAUAUUCAGAAUAUUGCCUGUUGAAAAACAUUUCUCAUAUCAACUAAGAUAACUUAAUACAUGCUUACAUAUCAAGAUGGUUGCUGUAACUUGGAAAACGUGGUAGUCAUUUGUGAAUAGAUGUCCAAGGUAAGCACAUAAAUAUGUAGACCAUGUGUUUGGAAAUAAAAUGAUUUUGCUGAAACUC